Molecule: messenger RNA, 2820 nt
Organism: Dendronephthya gigantea
Lineage: Eukaryota; Metazoa; Cnidaria; Anthozoa; Malacalcyonacea; Nephtheidae
Exons: 1
Coding region: 336-1820 (494 amino acids)
Source: RefSeq, a predicted model, not a curated record
GCAUUUCUUGGACGUGUUUUUCACGCCAAUCACGAUCAUCGGACGGCCCGUGUAAAGAACAACCGAUUUCAAAUCACUCGAAAGGACGAAUUUAGUAAACGCCUGGUAAACGAUGUUGUUGCUUACUCUGAUUUCAACAAACUCGACGAAAAACACAAGCGCAGAAAUGUUGAAAGAAAAUAUAGAAAAAUAACACGGGGUAAGAAAGCACGAAGAAGGAUUGGAUUCGCUGGACACGGCGGGCAAGGAGGACGUGUACAGAUCCCAAAGAUGGAGAUGAGGGAGGUGCAAAGAUGGAAAUUAAAAAAAAUAAAGUUGAAUGAGACUUUAAAGGCAUGAUGCCACACAACUUCUUCACCCAAAACUACUCUUUAACGAACGGAAUCCAAACUAAAAAGACAUUCCUUCCUCCUUCAACCUUGAACGCACUUCGAAAAGCUUUGACUGUUCAUCCUUUUAAAACGUGGAGACUUAAACAUGAAAUCAACUCAAUGAAAGACAUUCACAUUGACGAGGAUAAACUUUACGCAGCUAUUUACAACGGUUGGAACAAAAGAUUGACACAUAAAUUACAUAAAGUAAUGCAAGGUGAAGACGUGUAUUUAGACGUGUUUGGGGGCUCGAACAGCGUCGGAGGGGCGCUGGUGAAAGAUAAGGGGGAAAUUGACGGGAGGUACACGAAGGUACUCGCGGAUUGGUGGGAUAAAUCAAUCACACCAAUUACUGGAUCCCAACUAAAACUUCGGGAGAUUGCAAUAGGAGGCACAUCAAGCGAAUUCUUUCAAUUCUGUUAUGCUUCAUAUAUUCAUAAACAACUUGAUCUAGUUUUCAUCGAAAUGGCAGUGAACGACGCAAAAAGAGAACUACCAGGGAAUGCUAACACGAGUCUGCCGUUAGAACAGUUCACGCGACAAAUAUUGACGUAUCGAACUGAGCCAGCUAUAGCUUAUAUAAACCUCUUCAUUGGCCAAACCUGCAACAAUUCUUGCAGUAGUCUUGAAGACGGCGGUCUACUUCUUUUGUCUAAAGCUUACAAUAUCACAUCAUUGUCCUGGCGCGAUGCUGUGUGCUCGGAAAAAGCCGGAGUCGAUCGAACAAACCGAUGCAGCAAGUUCAUUGCUUCAGACGGCGGGCACAUCAGCCAGAUUGGACAUGCGCAUAUUUCGCUGAUGAUUAUCAAACUAUUGCAAACCAUUUUAUUGAAGCAUAUCUCAAGUGUGACCCGUGUGAAAAAAACGACGCGCACCUCAGACGAGUCUCGAGGCAGGAUCUCGCGUCAGAAGAUCCCCUUACCUGUUUUUAUUCAAAAUGAAAGAAAUAUUAUCUCGAAACCUCUUUGUUGGACACAAUUGUCUCAGAAUAUUACAAAAGUCCUAAGAAAUAACUUGAAUGUAGCUGUGAACGAAACUAACGGCUUCUACUUGAAGACUACACAUUUUGGAAAUUGCAAAUGCGCCUGGUGCCGAACUUAUGCGUACACAAGCUGGACAGGUCGUACCGUAGGCUCAAACAUGACAUUCUCAUUUACAAUCCCGGGGGGAGAUUCGCGCAAGGAUGGUAGCAAAACUCGUCGGUCUAUAGCUAUCGCCUUGAGGGCACUCUGGACGUAUGGUGCUGCAAAUGUGUGGUUAGAUGAUGAUGAUAAUCAUAAAAAAUUCGUGAACGCAAAAAGUCGGUGGGGACGAACGAUCGUGCGAAUGUUGGCUUUGCGGGUAGAUCCUGGACAGCAUAGGUUGCAUGUUAGGAUAGUGAGGGAGGGUGAGGUGUCUAUUCUUGGGAUAAUGAUAGGUCCUAAUGGUGGACCAUAUCCAUCAGACUGAUGAACAUGUCAGAGGAGAAGUAGAAUGGAGAAAAGAGGAAGCCUUAGUAACAACGUUUUUGGUUAGGGAUUUUCGAACAAUAUUUUCAAAUCAAAUUCUACCAAUGAGAUUGAAUAUUAAAGGGGGGUAGUGAACUAAUUUGCUUACAAAUGCAACAUUUUAACAAAUUGAGAAACAGACUUCAACAGAUACAGAUCAAAAAAGCUCUGAUUUUACACUACAAGCAUGCAUAAUCAAUUAACCGGUGGUUUAGUGUUAUUCUUCCUUGGUGUCAGAAGAGUUUCUUUCGCCAGCAAAUGUCUUUAAAAAAAAACUUUUCUGGAAACUGAAAACCUGCGUAUUUUCUACUCUUGAAAUGCCAUAAUUUUAACCGUCUUUCUUUAUCUUGCGUUUACGAAAGAUAUACCCCAAAUUUCACGAGCCCUCUUGUGAAACGAAAACAUAUGUAUCGUAAUGGCAAUUACUGUAUAUAUGACAGUAUUGGACAGUUUGAUAUACAAUUCAGCGUGAGAUCUGACUGGUGCCGCAAUGUUCCCUAACAGAAAUUAUAAACAGGUUAUAUGUUCGUGAAGGAAUUCUUAUCAUUAUCAUCCUGUGUUAAUUUUUUUUUAUCAAAUCCAGGACGAGGAUAAAGAUAUGUGACAUUUUGAACAAGGUUAUGAUGGCUAUACAAUAUGAUAGUCGAUCAGCUUGACUAAAGAUCAUCUCGCGGUUUAUUGACAAAAUACCGACUCAAAUAACGUGAAUUGCAAUGAAUAUUCAUCCCGGGGUGUUUUUGAAAAUCUUUAUUUUGAUAUUUCACAGACAGUUGGUAGAAAAUGUCGAAAAUUAUUUUCAAACGACUAAUCGUAAAAUCUCGUCAGACGCGCUUCUUUCUGAACAAACUUUGAGGAAUCUUUCGGAAGCAUUGCGCGUUCCACCAUUUAAUAUUUGGAAACUGAAGGACCGCUUUACCUCGAAGCAAGAUUUAGGAAUUGAAGAGUCAAAAUUGGGGAAGAUC